AGCAAAUUGCUGAAAUGUGCCAUUCUGCGACAUGACUCUUUCUCAUUGAAAAAAAAAAAAAACGGACAGUGGCAGUGGCAUUAAGGUCGUCCCUGUUUCAUCUUCAUGCUCAUAAGUCUUCUGCUUGCAAUGCAGGGAGCAAGCAUGCAUGCUGCUCUGAGACUUAUCAGGAGAAUGCUAACUCAAAGGAUAACUCUAGCAGCCUUUGUGCUCUUCAUCCCAACAGCUCAAUGCUCAGGACCAACAAAUGGUACAGUAUACAAUCAACAGUUUUAAAAUGACUAUCUGUAUAUGUUUGUAUGGGCUUCGUUCAAGGUGUGUGGUGGAUGUUUGUGGCCUGUCAGUAUGUGUUUGUGCUCAUGUAAGAACCAGCUAUCUUCAUGCAUUUGUUGCAGUUUGACUACAAGACUGUUAUCAGAGAUGACUUUAAUCUACAGGUGAUAUGUUAUUGGAACCAGUGUUGACAUGACUGCAGCACAAAGGAUGCACUGAGUGCUUUUGUAUGAUAGUACAGCAAACAGAGGAGCAUGUUUUGAAAGAAGGAAGCACAGAUUAGGACAAUAAGCAAGUCCUUGUUUACUUUGCCCAAGACUAUCUGACAGCUUUUAGACAGUAGACUUGAUAAAAUCCACAAAACCCCAGAACAUUUUUUUUUUAAAUCAAGAUUUCCUUUGCCAUUUGAAAUACAUACAAAAUUUGUAUAUGAAUAUAUAUUUUUUACAUUUAUAUAGCUUGUUUAUAAGAAAAAAAAUAUGUUUUGCAACAUACCCUGAUUAUUUUUCUCCCUUCUCUCUCCAGAUUCUCCAUUCACCCUCGUAAACCGAGCGACUCGUCUUUGUUUCCCGAGAAGAGCAACUCGCUGUCCGGAAGUGCGCUGGACAACCAACAAUCGGCUUUUAGUUGUCGAGAGCAAAAAGUGCAUUGGAGUGCAGGGUAAAAGUGUGGGGAGUGAAGUAACCCAGUACGAUUGUGACGAGAAGAGUGACCUCCAAAAGUGGGAAUGCAGGAACGAAACACUGCUUGCCCUCAAGGGCACAAACCUGUACCUAACCGUCGAUGAACAUGAAUCCAUCGGUCUCACCAGAACUGUUGGACCAAAUAGUCACUUCACAAUCACGAUGACAUCCAGCGGUGCUUGCUCAAGGACAUACAGAGGUACAGUAUGAAAACAGUGACUUGGAGUGUGUAGCUUUAGGAAACAGACACAAUAAAUGAGCACAUCAUCUGUUGAUUAGAUGCUGUUACUGCUGCUGAUAACUAACAACAUCAUUGUGGUUCAUUUUUGUACCUGUUUCUUAUAAGCACUAAAUGAUAACGCCUAAUAGGCAAAAUCAAUCAUUCCUUCCUGGAUAUUACACUUAAACUAAAAAAGGUUUAAUCUGCUCAUUCUCUUUUUUCCUGUCAGAACUUUAUACCCUUGAGGGGAAUGCAUUUGGCAAGAUCUGCAUGUUUCCCUUCCUGUACAAAGACCGCUGGUUUAGAGACUGCACUACGUACGAUUCCUCAUCGAAGCGGGCUUGGUGUGCUAUUGGAACUAGAUAUGAGAAUGAACAGUGGGGAUACUGCCCGACUACUUGUAAGUUCUGCACUAGCGAUCUGAUUGUUAUGACAAUAAAUCAGAUGCAUGUUGAGCUAGGAGCAACACUUCUACACUUAAAUGUUCAAUCAACUGAAUCUUUUUCUUUUCCUUUUUUUGACAUUUUUGUCGAAAUACAGCCACGGAUAACUGGUCUAAAAACCUCAUAACAGGAGCAUAUUACCAGCUCAACACCCAGUCAGUUCUGACCCAGUCCCAGGCUGAAGCCAGCUGCAAACAGCAGGGGGCCGUCUUGCUCAGUGUGGUGGAUCCCAACGAGCAGGCUUUCGUUGCAGGUAAGCUGCCACCUAGUGGGUGUUUGUUGGUACUGAAACAGACAAAAAAGACAAGUUCAUUUACUAAGUUUAAGCUUUCAACUACAAUUUAGACAGGGUUAUUUUCAAAUUUUAAAUAAAAUAUUGGAAAAUAUGAGGCGAGAAAAGAAGAAAAUGCUAACUUUUAUAAUGUCACUUCUCAAUGCAGUUUUAUGACAUUAGACAUAAUGUUGCACAGGCACAAAGAACAAGUCACUUCAAUGCUACCGGGUUCCUGAAUUUGGCUUUUUUCCCUCUUAUUUUUUUCAAAACAGACAUUAUUAAUUAACAUGAAAAUAGUGAUUAAAGUUGGUGAAAUCAGCAUGUAUUGUUAGUUUUUCAAACCACUCUUUUUAUUUGGCUGUAAUUUAAAAUCUUUUCCAAUUGUUGGCUGAAUUAUUAUUUACUUAUUUUUAUGUAAAGAGCUAAAAAACAUUUAGACUGCAAAUUACUUGCCCACAUUUUGAGUCAAAGGAUCACUGUGACACUCUGAGCAAAGAGGAGAAAUUAUGCAAUCUGUUUUGUUCAAGAAAACUACCGUAAUGACCUGAAUAUAGGAAUACAAAUGUAGUACGUCCCCCACUUAUAAGGCUGAUUUUUAGAAAAAUCUGUUUUAUAUAUAGAACAAAAAUUGAUUAAAUAAAUUGAAUGUGUUGCAAAGUGUAAUCAUCACACUUAAAGAUAAUAAAAUGUAAUAAUCUCUCUAAAAGGAGCUCUUGUGGUAUCAGUAAUUUUUUACCACAAAUGAGCAUUUUAAGAAGAUCUUUUCAGAUUGCCGUUUUCAGACAUUACACUCUGACACCAUUUGCCUUGGCUCAUUACCUGUUCUAUAUUGAUAAUAACUCUGCCUCACUCGUUGGUGAACUUGUCCCUGUUAACUUUUGUACGACUUUGUUCACUGUGCGGCUCCACCUCUCAUACCCUUGGAUCUGUAGCAGAGUGGCUUCAUGCUUAAACUCGCUUUACAAACAAGUGGCACUGUCUGCUUGAACUAAUACCGACACUUAAAUACUAAAAACCAAAAACAAAGCAAUCACACCGGUUACUAUUUCUGAUACUAUUUUCUGACUGCUGUUUUUAUGUAAUCAGCUUGUAUUAUGUGUUUGUUUGAUGAAUUCCUGUCUUCUCCGAGCAUGUUUUGAAGAAAUGUAAAAGAGGAAGAAAGUGAGAAAGAGGAACUAUUUCUUACUCUGUCUUUUUCCCUUUUUUUUUGUCCCUCUCAACCUUGAAAACAAACAAAAAACACACAGCACUAUUGGCAACCGGGAAACACAAACUUUGGAUCGGACUUGUCCUGGACCCAGAACACGGCUGGCAGUGGUCUGAUGCCAAGCCCUUCCGUUACCUGAGAUGGAAUGCAGGUGAGACAUGCACCUUCCUCAUACAUAGACCUGACUCUACCUCUGAGUUCCCCUUGGCUCUUUGAGGAAUUUUACAACUGUUUUAAGUUCCUGUUGGGUUGAUAUAUUUUACUGUUUUAGCAUCUUAUCAAGUUAUCCAGUCAACGAAACUUUGCGAAAUGACUUCAUGGUUUUAAAUAACUGACACAUAGUGAGAGUAGCAAAGAUGUAAUCUGAUAUAAUCUCCUAUUUAUUAUUUUGUUUUCCAGGAAAUCCUCUCCCCAAUCCAGGACACAACUGUGCAAUUCUUGACUCUAGUGCACAGCACACUUGGCAAAGUUCAUCUUGUGUCAAGAAACUUGGUUACAUCUGCUACAAAGACGGGACAGCACCAAGUCCUCCACGAAGUACAGAAACCCCCCCCAGUCUAUCUUCCUCCAGCUGCUUGCCCAUAAAUGAGAGUUUAGUCUUUAAACCCUAAUGUUUUGUUCUUCUUCUCAUCAGUUGAGCAAGGGUUUUGUCCAAGCCCUUGGAUCCCCUACAACGGCCACUGCUUCCACCUUAACCGUCAGCCUCAAACGUGGUCUGGUGCUCAGAAGGAGUGCCGCAAAGAGGGAGGAGACCUCGCGACCAUCAAUAACGUGGAGGACCAAAGCUUUGUCAUCUCCCAACUUGGUUAUGGUGGGUGAGGACAGGAGACAAAAAAAACAGGGCAAACCUCCUACAGUAGUAAGACUGGGGACAUGCACGGGGAGGCUUCCUUUAUAAGUAGUAGUCAGAAUUUAUUAAGCUAGCUCUAAAAAAGCUGACUUUUUAAAACCAUGUUCACAAACUCUAAUAAUGAGCAUUAAAGGAAAUAUACACCGACCAGCCAUAACAUAAUGAGCAGUAAAAACUGGUCUAACAUUGUCAGCGUGGAGGGAGGUGAACACUUCUUUCACUGCAGUGUAAAGAGCAUGUUAGCAGCAUCUACUCUUUCCUGUCCAUGUCUACAGCGUCCACAGAUGAGCUCUGGAUUGGACUGAAUGACAUCAGGACAGAGGGGCUGUUUGACUGGAGUGAGUACUCAACAGUCACCUUCACCAGCUGGGAGUACGGAAAACCGACAGUCUCUGGUGAUUCAGAUGACUGUGUCCUCAUCAGAGGAGAGGUAUGCAGCAUUUUGUGGCUUUGAUGUUUGCACAGGUUUGGCCUUAACUUUAUUCACAGAUCUUCAUUUUGAGAUGGUUUGUUACUCGUUUGAGAAAAUUCAUAUUAAAGGGAUAUUCCGGCGUAAAAAUUAAGUUAGGGUCAAACACACCGUUAUGUCGAGUUCGACACCCCGUCGAGAGAUAAACGUUGCAGACUGCUUGCUUCUCUAGUUUUACCAACUUUCGUAACAACUGUGGAUAACAAUACAGAGAGCCACGCGCUCAACCAAAACGCCACUCUAUAGCCACAAAUAAUGUUCAGAACAGCACCUAACUUCAUCAACAGUACAUAUAGGGUACCAGUCAUAGCACUAGCCACCAAACAUCUUUUAACUUUGCCUAAUUUCUUUAGCAAAGAGACUAAACACGACUCACCCUCUCUCUUCCAGCAGCUGCUUGUUUGUACAGAGACCUUCCGGGCGAGUCCAAUGACUGCAGUGGGGUGACGCAGCUCAAGGAAGAACAUUUAUGAUCAUUUCUUCAUGGAAAUGCAAUCAGACCGAUAUGAUAAAGAAAUGAUCAUAAAUGUUUUUCCUUGAGCUGUGUCACCCCGCUGCAGUCGAUGGACUCGCUCAGAGGUCUGCUGGAAGAGAGUAGGUGAGUUGUGUUUAGUCUCUUUGCUAAAGAAAUUAGGCAAAGCUAAAAAGAUGUUUGGUGGCUAGUGCUGGCUGUGACCCUAUAUGUCCUGUUGAUGAAGUUAGCUGCUGUUCUGAGCAUUAUUUGUGGCUAUAGAGUGGCGUUUUGGUUGAGCGCGUGGCUUUUCUAUAUUGCGAUCUAUGGUCGUUACUAAAGUUGGUAUAACUAGAGAAGCAAGCGGUCUGCAACAUUCAUCUCUCGACGGGGUGUCCAACUCGAUGUAACGGUGUGUUUGACCCUAACUUAAUUUUACGCCGUAAUAUUCCUUUAAUUUAGGUGUUCAACCCAUCAUGUAAGCUUUUAUUCAAUGAUUCACUUAGCACUUCAUUAUGAGAUGGUUUGUGACUAUUUUGGGAAAAUUGAUAUCAAUUAAAAACAAGUAGACAGCAGGAAAUAGUAGGAAAGAUCUUUCUAUUGUCCUUCUGUUGUUUCAUCUCCUAAAAGAAAAUAGGUAUGUUGUAUGUUCAUGUAAAAGUAUUUUAGUGCCUUACAGUGGUUUUUUUUUGCAGAAUGGCAACUGGGCAGAUCGCUCAUGUGAUGAGAAACAUGGCUUUAUCUGUAUGAGGCAGAGCGAUGCUGAGCAAACUGGAGAGGAAGUAGAACUGGACAGAGGUUGUAGAGCUGUAAGUGGACUUACAUGUGGUGUAAGAAGCUAGAACCCUUCAGAGGCGUCUGGCUGAACAGAGUGCAAAUAACUGUACUAACAUAGCGUUCAGCUGGAGAUCAGCUAAGCGCCUGUAUCAUACUUCUACUCAAAGAUGUAUUUGGAUUUCCUCAGGGCUGGAAAAGACAUGGAUCCUACUGCUACUUUGUAGGGACAGAAACAAAGACCUUUGACGAUGCCAAAGAGCACUGCAAGAGCUCAGGCUCCUACUUAGCCGAUGUCGCCAAUGGGUGAGGACAUUUGAAGAUUUUAAAGCUUCAUUGUAUGACCUUGGUGUGAAUGUACUACACUACAUUUCUAACAAGAAUUUAUGGAGAGAGAAAAAAUAAAAAAACACUUGUGUGAACUUUUCCAGGGUAGACAAUGCAUUUCUCGUUAGCCUGGUGGGGCUGAGACCAGAGAGAAACUUCUGGCUUGGGCUUUCCAACAUGAAGAAUAUCGAUGAAUUUGUGUGGACCAGCGGUGCUCAAGUCACAUAUACACACUGGAAUGCUGAGAUGCCAGGUAUACAGAAAGUACAUACAUACAUCUUUAAACCAGAGGGAACAAACAGCUUGUUCAUAAUUUACAUUUGAUCUUUUUUUACUCCCUCAAAAACUCAAGGUUACCAACAGGGGUGUGUUGCUAUGACAACUGGGGUUUUAGCUGGCCUGUGGGAUCUGCUGCCUUGCACCAAUACUGCGAAAUACAUCUGCAAGCACCUGGCAGAGGGGGCAGUUUUGACCCCAAUGCCACCCACGCAGUCUCCUCCGAAGUGUGCUGAGGGCUGGAUUCGAGUGGGAACAAGAAGCGUCUGCGCUAAGGUACAACCAUAGGUCGACUUUAACUAAGAGUUUUUCAUAAAAUCAUCACAAAAUGGUCACCACAGUGCUGCAUGCCUGUAUGUACCUGAUCUCUCUUAAUUUAGACCACCACUUCUGUCAUGUGCUCAAGUUUUUCACAGGCCCUCGAUCGCACGAGAAGACCUGGUAUGAAGCCAGAGAUUAUUGUAGAGCCAUUGGAGGAGACCUGCUAAGCAUCCAUAGUGAAGCUGACCUACGAGUGGGAAGGUAAGAGUCAGAUACUGUAAAAAAAAAAAAGACCGCUCUUGCAGGUAAGAGUGUUAUAGAAUACAAAAUACAAAUACAAAGGGGGGAGGAGGUGUGGCUUCGAUGGAGUAGGACAUGAGUCUGGAAGUGCUUGACGAUUUUGAUGAAAAAAAAAUUGUUAUCCGCGCUUUUUGGCAUAUAUUCGGCCUCAAGUAUUUUUUGUUGAAGAGGUGAAUACUUGUUUGUGAAAAAUGGCUGGAAAGGAUCUAAAACCCGACACACGAUUCAGACUCAGCUGCGGCCCAGCCUGCAUGCCGUGACCACGGCCUCGAGUGAGCCGGCGACUCCAGCCGAUGUUGCUUCGGAGCAAGCUAACCCUGAUAUCACUGCCCUUAAACUUGAGUUGCUGGCUUCGCUGAGAAAAGACAUUGCCGACAUCUUUAAGAGGGAACUUCAGGAAAGUCAAGCAGGAUUUGAUAUCACCGAGAUGAAAAGCACAAUCAACUCCCUCACCGUUACCGUGGCCAAGCUGGAAAAUAAAUCUGGAGUCCCAAUCACGCGAAACAACUUUAGGAUCAUGGGAGAACCGGAGGGUCCCGAUUCCUGCUCCACUGCGGCUGUGGCUUUCUUGCUGAAGGAGGCGUUUGGUCUGGAAGAGAAGCCACUGUUGGACCAGUGCCACCGGACCCUGCAGCCCAAACCCAAACCCGGUGAUCGUCCACGCGUCAUUGUUUGCAGGUUUCAUUAUCAGAGUGACUGUGUUGAUGUGCUGCGCCGCGCAAGAGAGCUCCGACAGACCAAAGUGAGAGAUUUGUCCAUCUCAGUCUUCCCCGACUUCACUGUUAAGGUAGCUCGAGCCCGGGCUGCGUUCAACGAGGUCAGGCGCCAGCUUCGUGACAUUGAGGGUGCUUGGUAUCGUCUGACUUAACUUUCUAUCUUAUUAUUGGGCUUCUCACAUCCAUAAAGUUUCCUAUUGGUUGAAAUCUUCUGGAGUUUCUUGGUGUAGAUUGGAACUUUCAUCCUGUAGGGGAUCUUCUACUCUUCUACUCUCUCUAUCUACCGAUAGUCGAGUGGUUCUUAAGACUCUCAAGAUCUGGUAUCAGUUCAGACGGCACUUCAAAUUUGUGGCUGCGUCUUCCUUGGCCCCCCUUAAAGGCAACCGUUUAUUUCUUCCAUCACUUUCAGACUCUGUAUUUUCAAUGUGACAUGACAAAGGCAUUACACAAUUCAGACAUCUGAAUGUAGAUGGCAUCUUUGAUUGCUUUGCUAAUUUGUCCUCUCGCCACUGUCUCCCAGCUACUUAUCUGUUUCGCUAUUUCCAAAUUUGUACAUUAGUGGCUAAGUGUUUCCCUGAUUUUCCCUCUUUACCUCCAGAACAACAGUGGGAAACCAUGCUUUCAUUUACUCCUCAUCACAGAGGGAUCAUGGUAUGGUAAUAUCUUGGCUUUUGACAAUCAUUCUGAUACUAAAUUUGAGUGAACUAGGUACGCAAAUCCAUGAUGAGUCCUGGGAGCAGGCCAUAAACAGGAUACAUUCUUCCUCCUCAUGUGCUCGUCUUGCACUUAUUUAAUUUAAGGUCAUUUACAGGGCACAUUUCUCUACAUCAAGACUGUCUGAACUUUAUCCAGAAGUGGAGGACAGAUGUGAUAAAUGUCAUGGUUCACCUCGCCACCUUAGCCACAUGUUUUUUCUCUGUCCUGAUCUAGAAUGUUUCUGGACUGGUUAUUUUGCUAUUAUGUCCACUGUUCUCGGGGUAAAUCUUCGACCUUGUCCUCUGAUUGCUAUAUUUGGGAUUCCUAACCCCUCACUCGUGUUGGACUCCGUGCAAAAGGACAUUAUAGCUUCCACUUCUUUAUUAGCAAGACGUUCCUUAUUGCUGCAUUGGAAGUCUGCUAAAUAUCCUUCUAAUAUCCUUCGAAGGUAAUGAGCCGAUGGGAUGCAUCGUGGACAUGCUCCAACAGUGCUUUGGGUGGCAGCAAUGCAUUGUGGGUGGCCACGCAUUUUGUUGUAAAAUUUCUUCAUUUUCUCUUUCAAUGUUCCUGUUUUUGUUAGGCUGGCAUUAAUGUACUUGAUUCGAGAGUUUUUUGGGACUACUUUUGUGGUGGUUUGUUUGUACAUUUUGCUACCGAGGCUUUGACACCGUGGGUAAGACUGCUGUCUUUUGUAUUGUGUGAACAAUAGUUGUUUAAUGUUUGGUUUCCAUGUUUAUUUGUGAUUGUAUACAUGAGUGUAUAUGUUUGUUUAUUUUAAAAAAGAAAAAGUUCAGGUGAAUUGUAUCGAUGAAUGGACAUAUUGUUCAAUAUUGUUACUCUGUUCAAUAAAAGUAUUUGGAAAAAAAAUACUAAUACAAAACUGGUUUAACUAACUAGUAGUUUUGGUGUGGGAAAGCAAAGGCAACAACAUGUAAUCAAAUAGGAUCAUGAGGAUGAAUAGCGUUUGUGAUUUGUGUCAACAGCCAUGGAAAAGCCUGGAUUGGACUUCACAUUCCUGAGUCGAGCACCGGUUUCGCGUGGAGUGAUGGAUCGGCGGUCAGUCAACUUUGAUCUGAUUUAAUGCGAGUUUAAUACACCAAAUAUUUUCAAACCUUAUUUUGUGACGUAAACGUGUUUUUCUUCGUGCUUACAGGUAAACUUCCAGCACUGGCAGGAAGGAGAGCCAAACAACCAUAAUAACGAUGAGUCUUGUGCUGAAUUCAAAUUGUAUCACUGGGAUGAACCCGGCGCUUGGAACGACAUGAACUGUGACAGUUACAACGACUGGCUGUGUCAGAUCCGAGCAGGUAAAGCUGGGAAAUUGGCUGUCACGAGUUUCAUAAGGAGUUCAGAGGAAAUCAGAAGAUUUAAGGAGCCUUUUAUAAUGAAACAGUAAACAGAUAACUUUGGACAUGCCGGUUUAAGGACAUUAAAUGAUUGGAUAAGAUUUUUAACUGCUGACUUAUUUUCACAGACAUAUUCUUACUAAUCUAUACCUCCAUUUUUUAUUUGUUCACUGCUUUGUAGCAUUUAAACAGAUCUAGAGCUUAAAGCUGCCCAUGUUUCUAGGAUCUGAUAUCCACAUUGUAGAAAGACUGUGUAGAUGUAUGUGCUGUCUCUUUUUUCAUGUAAUAAUAAAAGUUUAUGGGUUUACAGGCGUGACUCCAAAACCACCUCCAAAUAACACUGCAGUGGGUAAGUUAGCAUCUUCUAAUUUUUUUAAUUACACUCAACCAAAAAGUUAGUGAUAACAUACAGAAAAAGGAGAUACUGACCACAUGAUUAGGCACGUGUAACUUUAGUAUCAGUAUCAAAUAUUUAUAAUUUACCAUACUCAAAAAUUGAAAAGCAACAUUAAAAACUGGCUUUGAUUUGAUAUGUUGUUAAUAGGUGUUGAGAAAACAGCUUUUUCAAUUUGAGAAGACCGUGGUGAUAGUGGUCUUGUGAAAGCUGAUGCUGAUUUCAUUAAAAGGCCAUUUAUUUGCCCAAAUAAUCAGCCAACCCAUCCAUCGAUCUAUCCCGAAACGUAGAUAAACCAAAUGUGAUAAAUGGUCGAAUAACCAUAAUUUAUAAAUGGUAAAAUUUACAAUUUAUUUAUGGUCUAUAUGCUAUUUAUAAAUGAUGAUUAAACAUUAAUAAACUAUCUGCUUACCAUUUAUAAAUCGUCUAUUUACCAUUUAUAAGUUAAGAUUAUUGUAAAGCGUUACCCCGAACGUUUCCUGCAUAAUCAUUCAGAGUGUUGGUAUUUAAUGUUCUGCUAUGAGGGACAACGUGAAAAGAUUUCAAAACAAUGACACUGCUCCUUUCUUCAGAGUUCAACACCACAACAGAUGGUUGGCUCGUCUGGAGGGGAAGUCAGUAUUAUAUUAACAGAAUAGUGAUGUCUGCGGAGGAUGCUCGACACUACUGUCAGCAGAGACAUGGCGACCUGGUAUCUAUCUCCAGCAAGGAUGAAAACGUCUUUAUAUGGAAGCAGGUGGGCUGUUAUGUUGGUUUUCACAUUCAGAUGCCACUAACUGGCAGGAAAGUAGGUUUUCAAAGCCUGUGUAUGUUUGUGUGCAUGUUCACAGAUUUCCAGAAGCUAUGGGCACUAUUACAUCGGCUUGUCAGUGGAUCUCGAUGGGUCAUUCUGGUGAGUAUUAAUAAAUACUGUGCAAUUUAAUACAAAGUUUAUCUGAUGAAUUAUCUCCUGUAAGUGUACUGACCCUAUCGUUGCUAUCAAGCAUGACAUCUGUGUUUAGUAGGUUGACUUCUCAUCCAUCUUAGAAAAGCAAAUAACAAGGAUAGAAGAUUAUAUUACAUUAAAGCCAAACUUUGUGUGCCUUCAGGUGGUUGGAUGGCACUUCGGUGGGGUUACAAAGAUGGGAUGAAAAUCAGCCAAAUCCUAACGCCUUCGAUGAGAACUGUGUUGCUAUGACCUAUUAUAUGGGUGAGUAAUACUGAGAUAAAAAGUUCAAGCAAAUUAAAGAUAUUUAACUUUAAUCACAGAGUCAAUUACAUAUUUAAUGUUCUGGAUGAAGUCAAAUUGCUGCUGUAAAUAAAACGCUCUGCUGCUCCUGUAGGCUUCUGGAGAACUUCUAAUUGCGGCCAGGAGCACUACUCUAUUUGCAAAAGACGCGGCACACCUCCUGUCAACACUACCGCUGCUCCCACUGCUGCCCCGACAGGUGGCUGCCCCAUUAAGUGGACCAAGUUUGAUUCAAGGGUCAGUAAUCACCCCAGACCUAAAGCAGCUUUCAUUCAACUCUAAAGUGCAAAAAUGCAUAUACAUUAUAAAUAGAGGAGUUAUUGGAUGGAAAAAUCAAACCCACAAAUAGCAUACUCAUACGAAGACGUAGUUCUCCUUCAAAUAUGGGUCAAUGACCUUUGGCAUCAAGACAAAAAGCUUUUGUUGAGAGUGUCAAACAAAGGGGGGAACACAUCCAAGCUAAUAUUUUGUCUGCAUGAUUAAAUUUUUUGCCAUUUCUUUAAUUAAAUUUUCAUUUCUCACAUGUAGUGUUACAGCAUCAUCAGUAACCGGCAGAUGACCUGGGAAGACUCAAGGAGACAAUGCAUCACCAUGGGAGGCAAUUUAGUCUCGAUUCCCACGCGUCGAGAACAAGGUUUGUUCAACUGUUCUCCACCUUUUUGCUCUGUGAUCCUCAUGAACAGAUUUGACUGUUUGUGUAAUAGAGUAUGAAAUCUGAAUCCUGAUUUUAGGCAGUAAAACAUUUUGUAAAGUACUUAUUGUUUCCAAGAACUGUGUUUGAAUUUGAGGCAAAAUAUCAGGAAAAAAAUAUUUUCUUUCUGUAAUUACAGCUUUUUUAACCACAAAAUUGGCUGAGGGAACAACUACGGACCUUUGGAUUGGUUUGAAUAGUUUAAGCCAGGACGGCUUUUUCUGGACUGAUGGGAAAAAGAGGAAAUACACCAACUGGGGCAAUGCUGUAAGUACACACCAUGUGUAAACAACGUACAGUUAUAGUGAAAGACAAACAUUAAAUAAUGAAAGAGCAGCCUCAAACCAAUUCCUGAUUUUUGAGAGGCUAUCUGUGUAGCUGCUCGUCUCACUAAGUGACGACACAGAGUCUUUCAAACAGUGUGAUAUUACUGCAGGGUGAGGUCACGAGUGGGAACAGGCAUUUGUGAACGACAGAGAAACCUGCUUGGUAUUAAGUGAAAUAUGUGUGAUCUUAAUGUGUAUGACAAAAAAAACCUUGUUCUGCUCUUUAGGGAAGCAUGCGUCGCCAAGGGAGCUUUUAUCAGCGAUGGAAUGAGGUAAAAACUUCAAUAUUCAUUUAAGAGGAAAAAUAUCUAUACUGUAAAGUUUUUGCCAUGAAAAAAGUUAAAUUUGUACUUUGCAAAUGAAUUUCCAAAACUAAGUCAUCAAGCCGGUAAAUAAUAAAAAAAAAACAGGGGUUCCAAUAAGAUGUGCAGAGUAUGGCCAUGACCCUGAACUCUUCCACGCUUUGUGAAUAAAUGAUGGUAAAUUACACAGUGUCUGACGUGCUGAUGGUUUGGCUUAAACCUUCACUUGCAAAUCCAACUAGCCAGCAAGUCAACUUUAGUCAUGGAACCAACGUGCAAACUGGUGUUACAUUACAAUUUAACAAAAAAAGAUGGGCAGUGCGACAUGAAUUUAUACAUCUAAUAAAACAACAGUAGGCAGCAGAUGAUGACUCAUAUUUCUACAUUUGAUUCAUGUAACUUCACCUGAAUGUCAAACAACCUGCAGGUGCUGCCUGUGUGAUGUGACCUGGUGUGCCUUAAAACUGCUGUCCCAAGCUACCAUCACUCUUUGUAAUGAUACUAAACACAAUUCAGUCCUUCCAGAUGAUACUGUCUUCAGCUUUGAGAAACUAUGUAAUUUGGAAUAUGUUCUCUCAUUUUCAAAUAUGGGAAAAAUUGACCUUUUCCCCAUUUUCAGUGAGGUUAGCAUUUAACAACAACCAUGUACUCAAAGAAAAUCUGACAUACUUUCAACUUAGAAUCUUCUCUCUCAGGAAGACUGUGUUGUGAUGAACAGAAAUCCCAGUCUUGGCAUUGGGAAAUGGUUCAUCAAGUCCUGCAACGACACAAACGGAUUUAUCUGUAAUCGCAAUCUUGGUGAGUUACAUUUUUUACCUCUUGGAAAAUCUGAAGCUCAAAAAAAUAUAUAUGUCAUACCUCCUUUAAGUACAAUACAAGUGUCUUACAACAAAGCCCCCAAAUUGCACUUUGUAUACAGCUCCAAGGCCUGAAAUGUGUUUCAAUACAGCUGAUUCCCAUGUCUCUUCAGAUUCAGAGUGGAUUUAUUUGUCAUUGCACAUGCCACAAGUACAGGGCAACAAAAUGUGCAUAUCAGUCCGACCCUUCCAAGAAAACAUAAAAAGAUAGACACAUACAGGGGGGACAGAAGUGGGAAGAAGUGACGAAUCACCACAAGGGAGGCGCUCCGUUUUCUAAGAUGGGAAAAAAAGGAGGAGAGGAGGGAGCAACAUAAGACUGGAUGAGAGCUUGCACACGUGGGAGAGGGGUGUCGGGGAGGGAGGAUGUCGUGGCUUUAACCCUGGGGUGAGCGCAGCCAUUGGCGCACACUGACCCACAGUACAUGCACCACAACAGAGAGGGAGGGGGGAUGGGGGCCAAGAAGGCGUUGAGUUGGAGGGGGUGUAUGUCAUUAUUCUUCAUCUAUGUGUAUGUGUGAACCCGUGGCAUUGUCUCUCUCUCAGUCCCUCACAAAUGUCCCAGCCGUCUGAUAACAGGAGACGGCCUUGGAGGGUUCUGAUCCAGAAACAAAGUUCACCAGGAGAGGAGGGAGGGGGAGGAUAGGGCUAAGCAUCAGUCUGCAUAACAUCCAGGAGGGAAGACAUUACAGCCUUCCAAGGCCGCUGUGGGGGAGCCAAUGAAGAUAACGAUUGAUUUGGGACAGGCAGGCUUGUAAUUUUCCAUCUACCUUAAGUCUCUCUGGUCUCUGAUGGCGUUGACCCAAACAUCCGACUUUGGUGGCCACUUCAGCCGAGCCAGGCUGUCAGCUUCUCCAGGGUGGUAUCCAACUUGCCAAGGCAUUCCUCAAUCACAACCUGCUUGCGUUUGAGUUUGCACAUCGCUUGAGUUUGAGUGUUGACAGCCCUGCACAUUCCCUCAGUCAUGAUGGACUCCUUCCCAAUUGCCAAAAGUGCUGCCAAUGUCUUCUGAACCUUGCGAUAGAUCAGGAAACUGCCAACUCCAAAGAGCAGAAAGUCUGAUAUCAUGAUAUUUGAUAUCUGCUUUAGUUGAUAUUCACACUGAUUUGUUAACCUUUGGGUGGAGUGUGUUUGUGGCUCAUUACAGUGUGGGCCUGAGGAGUUUUGAGAUGGGAUGUCUCAAGUUAAAUACAGAUCUGCUUCUCAUGUUUUUCUUUUUGACGAAGAGGGUUUUCAUCCUCCUGGCUGCUGUCCAUGUUAUUCUGCUCUGUCGAUAGUUUUUGAUGGUAUCAGUAUGCUGUGUCAUUGUCAACAAGCCUCUCCACAGCUCACCUGCUGUGACGAGUGAAAUAUUUUCAGAGCUAUUCCUGUGACAACAAACUUGCCCAUAGUAAUAGAAAAUAAACAGAGUUCAUCUCUAACCUAAAUCACCUCUCCUCUCAAACAGAUCCAGGCAUCCGGCCUGGACCAGAGCCAUCAAUUCCAGCCACUUAUGUGCCCCUAGGGAAUGACAGCAUUAAGGUUGUGACAAAAAAUCUAACCUGGGAAGACGCAAAGAAACAAUGUGAGAGUGAAAAAGCCAACCUGGCUAGCCUGCGAAAAGAGUGGACCGUUGCAUACGUCCAGCUGCUGUCGAUGAAUCUUAAAGCUCCACUUUGGAUCGGACUAAAUAAACAGCAGGUAAAAGCCUAUACACAUAUUCAAUCACAGUAAUGAUUAAGUUCAGAGGAAGUUUAAUUUUGAGGACAUAAGUAAUGUUUUGAAAUUUCAAUAAGGUGACCGCGACAGUGUUUGAAGCUUUAAGGGACUUGGCUCAGAAACGAAGGUGUUGUGUAGUUGCUGAAAUAAUUACGCCAGGUCCUCGGAAUCUAACCUGCAGUCAGUUUCCAUAACGACCAGUCGUCGUUUUAUUUCACUUCAAGGAGUGAAUUCUUGGUAGAUGAAUGUCAUGGAUAACAAUAUGGCUAAAACGAUUCCUCGAUAAUAUAAUAAUAAUAAAAAUAAUGAUCAGGUAAUUUUCUCUGCCUCGAGUUCUCGUUCAUAAGCUCAAAUCGUCACUGUUUCGCAUGGAUUCUUUUGAAGGUGACCGAAUGCACUUACGUCACCACGGUAGAAGGAGGAGUAAGUGCUAUUUAGGUUUUGCGGAGCAGAAAAAUAAAUGAUGAGAUAGGCUUUUCUUGCAGUGUUGCUAACCUAGCGACUUUCCUUACAGAGGAGUUGGUGACACUGUUUUCUUGCGCAGCGCUCCAGUAGCUCAUUAGCACUUAGCCUCUGAGUCGUGGGCGGAGACAGCGCUGCUCUGCUCACUUCUCUUCACGCUAGCUUGUAGCCUAACAUUUCUGGUGUCGUCGCAGAAGCAGGUCACAUCAGAGCUAUUCACCUCUCGGACACUAAUGUCUUUAGGGGCAUGAUGACAGUUUGUAUCAUAAUUAGCUUUCUUAUGAGCAUUGCAAUCUGCUAACGCACACGCUUGUUCCGCGAUUGUCCUCUAUUUCUCUGAGUCUGGCCUUCAUUGCGGGGCUAUAGGAAAUCGAACUUUAUGUGAGUCCGCCGUUUGGGUCCAAUUACUCGAGUAAUCGAUAGAAUAUUCGGUAGAAUACUCGAUUACUAAAAUAUUCGAUAGCUGCUGCUCUAGAAAACAUACAGAUUUUUCCUCAUCAGAUACUACAUAAGUAUGUAGGGUACAUGAUUGAGCAAAGACUACACAGUGCACAGGGCACCAAUGUUACCUCACACCCAAAGUUCCUCACUGGAGCUUCAAAUGUAUAUCUGCAACACAAAUACAUCUGAUCUAUUCUUGCUUCCAGACUGGUGGUUACUAUAGAUAUAUCGACGGCUGGCACCUGGGUUCAGCUAGUUGGGCUGAAGGUGAACCCAAGACGGACCUUCCAUGUGUUUACCUGGACGUGGAUGGAAAGUGGAGGACCUCCUUCUGCAAUCGCACCAUGUACAGUGUUUGUAUGCAGACUUCAGGUAUGUUAGUACGUUCCGUCAAUGAAAACAGUCAUCUAUAUCAGUGUUAUUUAACUUUAUACUGCUUUAAUCUUAAAUUUUUGUUACUAAAUCAAAUUUUGUAACCUGUAUCAUGCUUGUGAUGUUGUAAGAUGAUUGGAGCAAAGCACAAGGGUUUACUCUCUACAGUCCUGUAAAACACACACAUUUGCAAACCUCACGUGUGUCAUGACCAAGUCCACUCUGACACAUUACAAAAGUCUUGACCCCACAUUUAAAUCAAGGUUCAGUUUUUUUAUAAUCAUUAAGAGCACAGCUUUAAAUUACUGGUAUCAAAUACGCUCCUGUCUCUAUCAUUCACAGAGGUGGCACCAACAGAGUCCACCAUCUACCCAGGAGUUUGCCCUGAAGACAUGACAGUGGAGUACCAGCAGACUGCUUCCUGGCUGCCAUUCAAGGGUCACUGUUAUUUGUUCAUGACAGAUGAAAUAGAGUGGGCAGAUGCAGCCAGCAGCUGUGUGAGGCACGGUAAGAAAAAAUAAAACUACAAGUGUGGUGGGUAGACUGCUGAACAGUAUACAAGUGAAAAUAUGAGUAGUUUUAACCAAAUGUCCCAACCAGACUGUAAUUGUUUGUCUGUUUCUUUGUUUGGUGAAGGUGGAGUCCUGGCCAGCAUUGAAGAUCCUGAUGAGCAACAGUUCAUCAAAAACCAUGUGGAAAUAUUUCAAGAUGGCCACAGCUCUUUCUGGAUUGGCCUUUUUAAGACCCAUCAAGGUAAAAUACUUCAGGUUAAGACAAACUAACCCUGAAAACGUCUUAUAUUUAUUUUGUAAACAAAAACAACUCUGUUACCUUUCAUUUGUUUCCUAAAAAUCUCACUAAUCUGUUGUCCUGCUGAAAUGGGUCAGUCUAACCUGCAUCAAAAAAUUGAUUCAAAGAGUACUUGACCAUAUUGAAAUAGUUAUUAUCAGAGAGCAGUAACUUUAGGAGUAAAAACAGUAAUUAUCUGUUUUACUGUGUGGCACUAGGAACAUGGCUGUGGUUGGAUAAAAAAGUCAUCGAUUUCACCAACUGGGCACCAGAUGAGCCUGAAAAUGACUAUGGGGAAAUUGGAACAUCAGACGGAGCUUGGAGGACGGGUCGUAGGUGGCACGAUAGAGGAUACAUAUGCAAAACACCCAAAGGUAACAAUGUCACCCAUGUGGGUCAGGUAAACACCUUUUCAUAGAUGCUGCAUGAUCUAACAGCUUUUAUGUACCAGGGAUGCGAAUCUCUACCUUAGUGGGCGAGUCGAUUUAAUUUGAUCGCUGACAGCUGAUAUGAUUCAUCACAAUAAAACAUAUUAGGUUUGAUUUGACUGGAUACAGUUUGGUUUGGUACAAUUCAACAAGGUUAAGUUCAGUCUGUUUGUCGAAUUUUUUACUGAAUUCCAAGUGAAUUUUUAUCAAAUAUAACCAAGUUAAAAAUUAACAGAUAAAUUUGUUCAAAACCCUCUGAACUAACUUCUCAGCAAAAUGUGGUUUUAAGGUUUGGCACUGCAAAAUUAAACCGGUACCAAAUGAGUGAUGGGUCCGCGGCACUGGACUUUUUUGGGGGGAGUAAACUGUUCAUUAAUGUCGGCAGCAGAGAGGAAGUGAAGAGCAAUUCUCGAUUUUUAUUUUUAAAAGGAAUUUAUAUACUAUGGUACAUAUUAAAAUCUGUAUACAGCACAGCCUUGUGGCAACACAACAAAUCAAGAUUAAGCAGCUGCUCUGCAAGAAAGGCUAGAUCACCAGAGAGACUUAAUCACUUAAGCAUCUCUCUUUUUUUUCUCCCCAACAGUGGCAGCUUUGGAUGCAGGGUCCAAACAAGGUAAGCUGCACUUCUUUGUCUCCUAAACUAACCCGUGAACAUAAUACUAUGUAUUAUGAAACAUUUAAGAAGUUACAUGAAAAAGAAUUAAAACGCGCCUUUUCUGGUUGUUCAUGCAGAGACUAAUGGGAAAGAGGAUCCCCGCAGCCGUGUCCACACAACUUUGGUGGUUGUGUUAGUCAUAACCAUCGUUUCAACAUUGAUGGCGUUUGGGUUCUUCCUUUAUAAGAAGUCUCCUACUCGCCUACCCACGUUCGACAACCCUCUCUACUUUGGCACUGAACGAUCGCAGCCCGACGUUGUUGAUACCAACAAACUGAUAGAAAAUGCAGAGGUGGAAAAUCCCGAGCCUAUUAUAGCUCUGUGAUUUAAAAGAAAGAUCGUCUCAAAGGACAUGCACCCUACCGUACUGUAUCCAUGAUGUUUUUAGCUUUGAUGCUUCAUUACUGUUUUCUUUUGUUUGUUUGGUUUGUCAUUUCGGGGAUAUGUUCAGUUAUUAAAUGUCAUAUGUGAGUUUCACUGGAGUUGGAAAUGCCUGACCUCAUGGAACAGAACAGUAUAGGCUCUAGGAUGUCUCAAUGGGAAUGACUGGUAUUUGAUUUUUUUUUCUUUUUAUAUAUGAUUGAAUGUAAAUAUUUGUUGCAAGUUUUGCUUUUGCAAUCUAGACGCUGUUUAUUGCUUUCACUCUUGAAUUGUGUACAAAAAUCACUGCCUGUCACAGUUAUAUGAAUGUCACUGUUGAAUGAAUAUGAACAUUAAACAAGAACUAUGAUGAAAUAACUGAGAACAAGGAACCAAAUCCUCUGCUAUCAGCAUUUUGACAGCUCUCCAGAAAUUACCCGCCAGACCUUGUAAAGUCCUUGAACAGCGAUUUUUAAAAAUAGGUGAAAAAUAUAUCUGUAUAUUUCUAAGACCAAGAAGUAAACAUCUAAGUAUUUUAAAUGUAAAAUGUUCAAGGAAUAUGUGGGUUUAUUAGAUCUAUUAGGCCGCAGGGCCCAAUACGAUCACAGUUUGACUUCACAGCAUUAAAUAAACAUGAUCGGCUGUAUUAACAUUUAAAUGAGUGCUCCCGUUACGUGAUAUUCUGCUCCAUAUCAAAUCAAGCACCUCCUGAACCCACAGCCAUUUCUCCAGGAGGUGAACUUGAAGUGUUUUGCUUUUCGCCUAUUAUGAAGCAAUUCUGUGCUUUAUGGGUGUUUUAAAUACAUUUCAAGUGUAGAUCUAAAUAACAGCUUUACAUGAUAAAAAAUCGAUCUACCUCUGGUAUCUUGUAAUUCUAUUUUUUUCCUUAACUCAUGCAUAAACAUAUUAAUAAAGUGUAUACCUGCACUCCCCACCUUUCCCAUAAUCUGCUGCUCUACUCCUAUUUUUAACACAUGCUGUUGAAGUUCUUACAUAUCCAGAGCAUAUACAUAUACUAUAAAGUUGAGCAGUUACAGCUUGAUUGGGAAAUUACACCUGACAACUGUCCUCGUCACGCUUUACAAGCACUCCUGGAAACUUGCCUUUGCAACACUAGAUGGCAAUGUGUCCUCUUUCGGCUGGUUACUCUUGGAUCUACUCCCAGACUGACUCUUUUGUGCUUUUCAAAACUGUUCAACAUAAAAAUAAUGGAAUAUGUAUGUAACAACUGAGAAAGCGAGUGAUAGAUCUGAUUGAAGCAGAGAGGGGUGAGCAUUCAUGUUCAGGGCUACAACUGAAACACUGCAGUGUCCCCAGAAUAUUCAAGGCCAGGGAAGGGCCAGGUUGAGAUGUCAAUAGUGUGAUUCUUAUAGGCCAAGGCAGCUAAGGCUCUGCUGGUUUGUAAGACAACACGGCAAAUUUACUUUCCAAUCCAAACUGACAAAAUCAAAAAAUGUCCAACUUAAGGGUAAAAACAACCAAUAGUAGUGUUUGCAUUUGAAUAAAAUUGCUAAUGCUAAAUUGUCUUUAUGUUUGAAAAUAAAUAACACUGUGUCAAAUAAAAUAUAAAAAAACUUGUCCUUGAGCUGGCCCUGUAAACACAAACUCUUUGUCUAAAACCAGAAUACUGACUGCAGUGUAUGUUCUUUAAAAGCCUGAUUACUAAGUGAACUGUGACAAUUCAUAUUUUAAUGAGUGCAUUUCAUUUCUACAGCACAGUUUUCAACACUGCAACACCUUACAGAAGAAUAAGAGACCAGUCUCCCACACAACACCUUUUUUCUAUAUCACUGGUUCAAGGCACAAUAUCUACAUGCCUGAAAUGUCUCACCUCCAGUCUAAAUAUCACAGAGAAGUGACGGUGAAACAAAGUUAUCCAUGUCUAAUUAAUUUCCACACCAUUAUAAGGCAAUGUAAAACCACACACAUCCAUAUUUUAUGGUUGUGAGAUUAAUCUGAAAGCACACAAAGGUGAACACGAAAGAGCUAUUGUCAAAUUACAAUAUGAAAAGGUCAACGGUCAGCUCUGACUUUUUCCCAUCUGAGGCCAGACGAAAACCUCAGGGGGGUAACGGCUUAGAAUCAGUGUAUCUCAAAAGCAGGCUGCUAUCAGAAGUAUCAAUACAAUAACUCUAGGAAUGCAUUUUGGCUUCAGGUCCUGUUUCUUAAAUGUGUAAGGGAAACGUGUUUUCUUUCAAACACGACCCAAAUGGACCACAUCAAACAGUAAACCCAGUUAACACUCGAUAAGCUCUUUUAAACUGGGAUGCAAAAAGCAGUGUGCUUUGAAUGUGUGCAUGUGGGUGUGUCUGUGUGUGUGUUGAGUUCCUUCAAGUAAAACCAGUAUUUGUCAAUGUCCGUAGAGCACACAGUCAUAUUUUACAUAACGGUGGGCUUUUGGCUAUGUUGCAACAGUUCAGAGAAAGCUGUUACUGGUUUCAACAUGGUUUUAGGCCUGAACAGACAGUGAGGUCAACCCAGGUUUUUUUUAAUGUUGGUGUAGAAAAACUUAAGUAGUCUGCAAAAAGUUCUGACCUCAGCCUCAGUAACAAAGCUGAGAGGAAGUCAAACCCCACUUCAAUUAAUCGAGAGGGGCUGCAACCAGCGAGCUGCAUCUCUUUUCCCUUUCUGCAUGGGAUAUGGAUAAGAGAUGCUUCACUAUUAUGAAAGUUGCUAUAAAGUUGUAUCACUAUUUCAAAAAAAGAAGUGCCUUCCCUUCCACUAUUUCAAUUUUUACUGUCAGUCUCUGUCUUUUUGCUUCAAAGCCCUUUUUUUUCUCUGCUCAUACACAACCUUACACCUGCACAGAUUAAGGUUGGAGCUAGGGUUAGGGUUAGGUGUGGGGUUGGA
This is a messenger RNA of Xyrichtys novacula (pearly razorfish), 21419 nucleotides long. Lineage: Eukaryota; Metazoa; Chordata; Actinopteri; Labriformes; Labridae. The record is from the annotation of a GenBank genome assembly.